This is a messenger RNA of Rhopalosiphum padi (bird cherry-oat aphid), 832 nucleotides long. RefSeq lists its product as uncharacterized. The coding region runs from base 52 to 513 and encodes 153 amino acids. The record is from RefSeq and is a predicted model, not a curated record. The transcript has 7 exons. Lineage: Eukaryota; Metazoa; Arthropoda; Insecta; Hemiptera; Aphididae.
UAAUAUUCCUAUAAAUUGCAAAGUAUCCUACUGAAAUCUUCCAUUUGAAAAAUGAAGCCGUUUAGAGUGUGUUUUCUGUUCAUUUGCUAUUUGACUAUUAUAAUCAUAACAUUCGUAACAGAAUCCGUCCAAGAAAAAAAUGUUCAACAAUAUAGCGACACGUUUCUAAAAGACUUACCACUUUACUACUGUCAUCCUUCUCUUAUCACCGAUGACGGUGUCGUUGAACGAACCUGCAAAAUUACAUUUUCUGCAGAUAUACCUCAGUCAGCAAAAGCUAGAGCAAGAACAGCCUCUAGUAUUGUUACAAAAAGAGGAAAUCAAUUUAAAAAUUUUAUGUUGGGUAAGGACACUUCCAAAGAUGCGAGUAAUCGAGGUCAGAAAGGAUCAUAUAUACCAGUAAAAUCGAACGGGAAAAGAGACGAUUCGACUUCUACUGUUUAUGGUAUUUACACGGGACCGAGUGACAUGGACAUUUUUCAAAAAUGGCUGUCGUCGUAUUAUUUACAAUAGGUCUUGAAUUUUCAAAAAUAGGAUCUUCAUACAAUAUUCAUCAUCGACGUCAUUGAUUAUAGAUAAGCUUCUGUGUAGAAAGUUUUCUAGUCUUCUGUAGUUUCUGAAGCCUAGAACUAAUAGUAAAAUAUGUAUUAAUUGAUUUAUAUUUGAAUUGAAAUAAAAAUAGUAAAAAAAAGUUUGUUUUAUUAUAGUCGUAGUAUCUUUAGUUAUCUAUACAUAUUUACAAUAUAAUAUAAUAUACUCUCAAAAGUACGGAGUUAAUAGUUCUACUAAAAAUAAUAAUAUAUAUAUUUGGAAUAAAUGGUAAUGAUCAUUA